Messenger RNA from Penicillium coprophilum, 1776 nucleotides. Its product is annotated as putative C6 transcription factor. The transcript is spliced from 3 exons. Gene Ontology annotation, molecular function: DNA-binding transcription factor activity, RNA polymerase II-specific; zinc ion binding; DNA binding. The record is from RefSeq and is a predicted model, not a curated record. Lineage: Eukaryota; Fungi; Ascomycota; Eurotiomycetes; Eurotiales; Aspergillaceae. The coding region runs from base 1 to 1776 and encodes 591 amino acids. Gene Ontology annotation, biological process: regulation of DNA-templated transcription; DNA-templated transcription.
AUGUCUCAUACCCCGCCAGAUAGGAACAAACCUGCCAAGCGUGGAACACGGAACUCCCUUUCGUGCGCACAAUGUCGCUAUAAGCACCUUCGUUGCGACGGCCGGAAGCCUGUCUGCUCACGCUGCGCCACAAAUACAGUACCAUGCGUUUAUCCUGUAUCACGCCGACGUGGAAAUCCAAAACCAGGGAACUCCUCGCUGUCGCCUGUCAGAGCCGUCUAUGAGAAUCCCAUUGACUCAUCACUGCAAAUUCCCACUAUAUCUUCAUCCUCUUCUGCCGCUACCAACGGGGAGAUUGAAUUAUCUUCGGACUCGGCAUCCUCAUUUCUGAGUUUGUACUAUGAGUUCUUUCAUGCAGCCCAUCCUUGCGCAUUGCCUUUCCAAGUUUUCAAAACUCGUCUCAACGAACCGAAAAUUCAGCCGCUUCUUCGGGUGAUGUGUUACAUCGGAUCUAUUUUCGAUAUUUCCUGUCAACCUCAAUUAAUAGAAUCAUGCGCUCAACGUGCUCGGGACUCAGUUGCCGAAAUAAGGUCACUGAUCCGGCCCUUUACCCCAUUUGACGUUCAAGCUCUCCUGCUUUAUUCCAUCGCUGUAUACUGGUGCAAUAAAACGGAAAGUGGUGUUGAACUCCUUGACGAGGCAAUUCGCAUGGCAGUAGCCCUUGGGAUGAACAAAAAGGAAUUUGCCUCAACAAAUGCAGAAGUUGACGCUGUGCUAGAAGAAAGCUGGCGCCGCACUUGGUGGGUGAUCUAUAUCACCGAUGCCCACAUUGCCGGUAUGCUCGCAAUCAUUAUUACUCAGGUUACAUAUCUGAUGACGGCAGGAUCUACCCAUACGUACCCAUUCCGAACAAGCGGCAUUGAAAUCACGACCGACUUCCCUUGUGAAGAAGAACAGUAUGAAACUGGGGCUAUUCCACCCCCACGCUCCAUAGAAGAUUACGAGAACAGGGAAUUUCUUGGAGAAGACGAAGCUAGUUUUUCCUCCUAUGCGGAGCUCAUUGGCUUGACAAUGGGAAUUGAUCGGGCGUUGUCUCCAGGCAACACUGCAGAUUAUCGAAUAUACACUACAAUGGCUGCUAGCGCUGAUACUAGUGUACGAGCAUGGCACUCUCUUCUGUCUCCGAAAAGGCGGCAAUUAAUUCGUCGCGAUGGAUCAUUUGACGAGGUCAUGUUCAAAGCAUUCUUCAUUAUGCACACAUACACUGUUGAGAUCCAUCGGCCGCUGUCAGCUUUGUCUCACAGCGCAAUCGAAUCAGUGUCGCGCUGUGCUCCGCUGGCUCCAUCAGAGCAACUGAAAUGCAACAGCGUGCAGGAACGCGACCUGCAUACUUUCAAAUGCACUCAGGCUAUCAAUAGCAUUGAUGACUUAUUGACUUUGCCAACUAAUAUGAAGAACCACUCUCCCUUCAUUAUUUGCAUGAUUGCUAAUGUGACCAUUGCACAUCUAUCGGCUUGCAGGUUCAUCUUUUCAGGGGACCAGCGAGUCAAAAGCCGAGAAAAGAUUCGUUUGACCAUGGGUACAUUGAAGCGCCUCAGUGAGCACUGGUCACUUGGCAAACGGACUUACCGUGAGAUUGGCAUAAUUGCCCGAGAAUUGUUAUCUCUUACAAAAGAUCCCCCGGCGAGUUUGGGUGCUGUGGAUCGGCCCCUUCCAGAUCCAAAAUCACCUGCGUUGCCGCCAUUGGACAUGUUACCGAACUCCGAUUUUGACUUUUGUGCCUUUUUCGAUGCGGACGCUCCUGGUCUAACGGAAGCGGGCUCAUUUAUGCUCUAG